Messenger RNA from Dermacentor silvarum, 5301 nucleotides. RefSeq lists its product as uncharacterized. The transcript is spliced from 3 exons. Bases 1657 to 3492 code for a protein of 611 amino acids. Lineage: Eukaryota; Metazoa; Arthropoda; Arachnida; Ixodida; Ixodidae. The record is from RefSeq and is a predicted model, not a curated record.
ACACACACACACACACACACACACACACACACUGUAUAAUGUAGCAGCAAACGUGUACGCUCAACAAUGUUUGCUUGGAAAUUUCUGAACUCCGACCAGCCUUGCUUCAUUUAAAUGAAAUGGCUGUUCGUAUCUAAAAACCUUUGUCUUUCUUGCUCAAAGUAGAAUAUUUCGAUUCCGAAACAAUUUAUUGGGGUUGCUUUAGCUGCUUAACAUGAAAGCACUUUAUACGCUGCGCUGUCAACGGUUUUUGCUUGUCGCUUUUGUAAUUGGUGGGAGUCGCUGCUCUGCUUGCCGACCAGCUAGCGUCAAUAAGAAGCCCCGGCACGAUCGCGUAAAUGCCGAUGUGAAUUUUUGCCUUGUCCGUAAACGUAUUACCGUUUACGCAAUACCGUAUCACCGGACACGUGUGCAGCAGCAACAACGCUAGACGCAAGGCCACCCCAUUCUUGCAUUCUUCAGACUUUGUAACGAAGCACCACACAAGAGAAACUUCGAUAACGACACUAUAGCGGCAUCAGAAUUUGCGCUAAAGUCGCCGCACGCAUUGGCGUACGCAGCAUAGUACGGUUUCUGGAGCAAGUGUCAUGGCGUCGACGUAACUCAAGAAAAAAAAAAAUCGAGAAAACGAAAGGUCGGUAUCGCGCAGACGCUCACGCGCCUGUUUUGUCGAGAUGGUGGAAGAGCCACCACGUGACUCUUCUUCACCAGUAGGAUCGCGCAGACCUCAUCGCCUGCCCUCGCUGGAGAGCUCUGGCGGAAAGAUGACAUAAUGUUGCUGCCUUCAGUUUUAUUCAGGUGGCUUGGUGGCUGCAGUAUCAGGUUGAGAAUCUGAGUUCAGCCGACGUUUAUAGUUUCACACAGUGAUGUUGCGAUGACAGUAUCUUGUAUCUUAAGAUACACGAUAUUCUUUCAUGUACCGGAAAUAGAGAUACUGAUACACGUCUUGCCAGACGUCAUCAUCAUCGUCAUCAGCCUAUAUUUAUGUCCACUGCAGGACUAAGGCAUCUCAAUGCGAUCUCCAAUUACCCCUGCCUUGCGCUAGUUGAUUCCAACUUGGGCCCGCAAAUUUCCUUACUUCAUCACCCUACCCAGUUUUCUGCCGUCCUCGACUGCGCUUCCCUUCUCUUGGUACCCAUUCUGUAACUCUAAUGGUCCACCGGUUAUCCAUCCUACGCAUUAAAUGGCCUGCCCAGCUCCAUUUUUUUCUUAAUGUCCAUUAGAAUAUCAGCUAUCCUCGUUUGCUCUCUGAUCCACACUGCUCUCUUUCUGUCUCAUAACGUUAGGCCUAGCAUUUUUCGUUCCAUCGCUCUUUGUGCGGUCCUUAAUUUGUUCUCGAGCUUCUCUGUUAACCUCCAAGUUUCUGCCCCAUUUGUUAACACCGGUAGAAUGCAAUGAUCGCACACUUUUCUUUUCAACGACAGUGGUAAGCUCGCAGUCAGGAUUUCUUGCCAGACGUAUCAUGAUACAAAUACAAGGUACCCAAAUAGUAUCUAAGAUACAUGCAUCCUCGAUACUGCCCAGCACUGGUGCAAACACAGCCCGCUUCUUACCACAGUGGCCCUUCAAACCGCUAACUGCUGUUACCGGCAUGCUUUGCGACAGGGGUGGCGUAGUGAACCUAGUCGUGAAAUCGGUCUAUCGAAUUUUCGAGAAAUGUAUAUAGGACACGCAGUUAUACUCCCGCUAUUAAAGACACGGCCAGCGCUCCUUUCGUUCUCAGAGUGUUUUCUUCUCACGGGACAAUUCGCCAGAGGGCGUCAUUUGGCUCUCAGCUGGAGCGCACCAUCAACUGCCGACAUAGAAAAAGUCUCUGGUUCGUUCCCUUCCACGGCUGCAGCGGACCUUGUCGAGGACAAGCUCAAGGAUGGAUUUCCGGCCAUCAUUGAUGAAAAUCUCAAAGAACAUGGCGUGCUUCCAAAGGACCUCGUGUGCUUCUACAAAGAAAUCUACCGAAAUGAAUCUUUGAAGAAACCCGACGCGAAGUACUUGUAUAGUUCCAGAGAGCGACUCCUGUUUGACGAACCGUUGAGGAAGGAGUUCCUCUUCGUCGAAUGCGCCACGAGACAGUCUCCUGACCGACCAUUUCAUGACCAGUUUCUCCUCAAUCCGGUGAUCAAAGGCGAUGUCGAGGAACGCUGUCGCUCGGCGCCCGCUGGAACGCCUCACAAUCUGAGCGUUCUAGUCCUCGGUCUCGACUCGGUCUCGUACUUAAACUUGGACAGACACCUGCCGGAAACGGCAAAGUUUGUUCGCGAAAAGCUGGGUGCUUUCGAACUGCACGGAUACAACAAGCUCGGGGACAACUCCUACCCGAACCAGGUUCCCCUGAUCACGGGCCUCAAGGACUACGAGGCUACCAAGGCCGCUCCAGAUGGUUUCUACGAUGACUUGAGUGGCCGGUUCAUUUGGCAGCUGUACGGUGAACGCGGUUACCGGACGAUGUUUCUCGAGGAGUCGCCGUUCUACGGCCUCUUCAACUACUUCAGCCAGGGCUUUCGGCGUGCACCGGCCGACUACUACCUGCGGCACGUCAUCAUGGCCAUGGACGACUCGCCCAAGAAAACCCAAGACUGGCAGCGAGUCCGCUGCUUGGGACCCACGAUGCCGUUCGAGGAACUGUUGGACUACCUCGCCGGCUUCACGGACGUGAUGGGCGAGCGUCCUUUCUUCUCCUACACCUGGAUCAGCGAAAUCACGCACGACUCGCUAAACAGCGCGGGCUACGCAGACGAGCCAUUCCGGCGACACCUGGAAACUCUGUACUCUUCCGGCACGCUCAACCACACCGUGCUCGUCUUCCUCAGCGACCACGGCUUGCGGUUCGGGGAUGUCCGGGCAACCUACAUCGGCAAGUUCGAGGACCGCCAGCCCUUCGCCUUCGUGGUCUUCCCGCCGUGGUUCCUCGAGCAGAACCCAGAAGCGGCGCGCAGCCUCCGCGUCAACCAGCGCCGCCUGACGACUCACUUCGACGUGCACGCCAUGCUCGUUGAGCUGCUCGACUACCCGAACGCCGAGCGACCCAACUCCACGUACGGUAUCAGCCUGCUGCACGACGUGCCCGACACAAGGACGUGCGCCGACGCGUCCAUCACGCAUCACUGGUGUGCGUGCAACGCCCGCGCCGACGCCGCCGUUUCCGGUGAUGUGGCCUCUACCCUGGCGAACCACUUCAUAUCCGAAAUCAACGGGUGGGUGGCCCAGGCAGAGCGCAAGUGCGCCGAGUACAAGCUACUGCAAGUCAUGGACGUGACGGCGCUCCAGGCGACCCCUGCUGAGCGUGCGACGAACACAAACCAUUACUGGGUGACCAUCAAGCUUUCGCCGGGCGCGGCCGUGUUCGAGGGCACGGUGCGUGUGCAGGGAGACAAUGUGACGGUGCUGAAGGAGGUCAGCCGUUGCAACUGGUUCGCAGGCCAGUCCUACUGUGUCCGCAACCACUGGCUCGAGAAGUAUUGCUAUUGCCGUCGGACGUUCGGAGAACUGAUUUGAUGUUGGCGGUCCUUGUGUAGAUCGCUCGCUCACCGUCGAGAAUGUUAAUUCGCGGCGUUAAUUCGCAUAAGCAGCAGCACUGCCGGAAUGGAAAGUAUAUAGGCACCUACAAUGCUAUUUACUUCCUUCUAGUGAAUAUUUGCCUCGUAGAUCGGCAGUGCUAUGGGCUUGUGCUAUGGGCUUGUGACGUGUUAGCCAGUGCUAAUGCCUCCGUUGUAAAUAGACCGGACUCUAUUCAAAUGUGAUAUACCUCCUAGGUGACGACGACAGAUAUCGGAGGACAUCUUUCUUCGCCUUCGCCAUCAAACCCUCUUUGACGGUUGUGCCAUGCUGAAGCAGGUUAGUGGGUGCGCUUUCCGCCUAAAAUACUGCCUGCUCCAGCAUCGAGAUAUGCAAGGUUGCCCUUUUUGGAAUAGGAAUCGCGUACAGCGUUCGUUACCUUAGUGCAGGGAAGGUAAUCCAGCCUCAGCUACGGUCAGAGUACUGAAUCCUGACUUGAUCAAACCGCCAUUUCAUGUGCCUGUGGCGCGAACUUCCUUUAAUCGGUGUACCAAGCGUGUGCAAACUAGUCGUUUCCGCGAUCGUUGGCCGUGUCCUGAUGUGAAGAGACAGAAUGGGGAUUUUUAACCUGUCCGUGUACGUAUUACGAUUUGCGGAAUACAGGAAUACCGGAGACGCAAACGGGAGCAGAAGCGCUGGUGGCGCAUGUUGUGACGCUUAGCUUAAGUAAAACACACAUAACAUGGCUCCAAGAUCCGGUGGCGCGCGUUGAUUUGCACCGCGCCUGCUGCCGGAUCUCGGAUUCUGCCCACAAAGCUCAUGUUAUAUAAUCAGAAUAUGUAGAUGAGCAGGUAGUUGCAGUGACGUCGUGUGGUAGGCCAUUCCAGCCUAUGGCUGAGCGAGGAAAGAAUGAUGCAGCAAAUGUUGUGGUAUAACCACGUGGACGGACAACUUGCAAGUAAUGACCAAUGCGGAGUGAAAUGCGAGCUGGAGGGCUGAUGUAGGGUGGAAUACGAAGUGAGCUGAAAAGUAUGUCUAAUGCGCAGCGGUUGAAUAAAAUGUUGCAAGAUGUCGCUACCAGAGCUGCUGCUGUCCGUCUAUGCAUCCGCUCUUCCGGUGUUCCACAAACGGUAAUCCUAUAUGGGCAGGGUACGUUUCAGGUCCCGGUAGACCGCACGAGACAUUCUCGGUACUUUCCUUCAUUUGGACUUUCCUACGCAUGCGUAGAAACAUCCGGCUUCACCCAUUCGCAACCGAGCCCAUUUCGCGACCUGUACUACCGUUAGGGUACCGUAAGCGUUGUGCGUUGUUAAGUAAUAUUCGUUGCCAUUUUCUGCAGCGUCCAGACCAUGUGACGUGGAAUCAUUUCUUGUGUUUAUUUGUUUACUUUGGCCGCAAGGGUUGGAAUCGAAUACUCUGUAGCCCAAAGAUACUGCGGCAUUUGUUUUCCUGCGACUGCGCCAAAGACGGUGCAUAAACGUGCCAAAAGACAGGCAGACGUCAUUAUUGCAUUUUACGAAUGUUCUCAGACAUUUCCUCUCAUUACGCUGCGUCUUAAGAAUAGCUAUUUUCGUUGCGGUGGUAGUAAAGCCGAUUUUGCAUGUGAAUACAGUGCAUAAUUACAUUAGGAGUCGGCCGUGUGUGCAUCUGCCGAGCCGCCAUAUCUCAAGCGUCGAUCCGUCAAGCACGUAGGCAUGAUGGUAAUGAAGACUUUCAUUUUGCGGCGACUUUAGAGUUACCAAUUCCUCUUUAUUCAGCUGAAUUCGCGUACUGAACGAGUAAAAGGGCAGUCACACGAAGGAAAAAAAA